This is a messenger RNA of Perca flavescens (yellow perch), 3246 nucleotides long. RefSeq names its product fibrinogen alpha chain (gene fga). NCBI's taxonomy places the organism in Eukaryota, Metazoa, Chordata, Actinopteri, Perciformes, Percidae. The record is from RefSeq and is a predicted model, not a curated record. Gene Ontology annotation, cellular component: fibrinogen complex. The coding region runs from base 399 to 2519 and encodes 706 amino acids. The transcript has 9 exons. Gene Ontology annotation, molecular function: protein-macromolecule adaptor activity; signaling receptor binding; extracellular matrix structural constituent. Gene Ontology annotation, biological process: positive regulation of heterotypic cell-cell adhesion; fibrinolysis; blood coagulation.
UUAGGUAGGGGGGGUAUUAUUGGAAUAAAAUAAAUAGAAAGUACACAGAAAAAGUACCAGAACCAGUCCCAUAUGUCCCUCAUUGAUUGGCUGUUGCUUGCAUAUAGUUGUUACUGUCAGUGCUGUUUGUCACUGUUUGCUGUGAGGCAACCUUGUGGAUGAAAUGCCAGUAAGUCCUGGUAGGAACGGAGCUGAGUGGGCCCAUCACAGGACAACAAACAAGCCCCCCCCCACCUCCGUCUGUGUUCACAGCAGAGGUUGCUCAAUCUCCGAUCUGACCAAUCAGACGCGUCCUGCUGAGUCACAGGUUCCAGCUUCAUAAUGAGCUGACUGCGGCGUCGGAGAAGCAUUCAGUGACCAAGUCUUGACACGGAGCGAACACGACGGCAAAGAAAAAGAUGGAGCGACUCAGCGUACUCGUCUGUCUCGGCCUGAUUUGUGUGGCUUCAACCCUGGCCCAGGUGCCCAUCCCCGGUGUGGCCCAAGUGGUCGACCCCAGAGGAGCCCGACCGGUGGAGCAAGGGACCAGAUCCGAAACUUGUGCCACGCAGAGGGAUUGGCCUUUCUGCUCAGACGAUGAAUGGGGCUCUAAAUGCCCGUCGGGCUGCAGGAUCCUGGGACUGAUCAAUAAAUACGACCACGGCGCGCUGAAGAAGAUCGAGAAGAUCCGAAGCCUCCUGGACCUGAACAAAGUCAAGCACCGCACCACCGAUCAGGUGUCCAAACAGACCUACGACUACCUGAAGGACAAACUCACCGUCGACUCUGAUAGUGAUAACAGCUACUACAACCUGGCCCAGACGCUGCGCCAGAGAAUCUCGGACAUGAAGAUCAAGAUCGACCGACAGCUGAGGACCCUGGCUGCCCUGAAGGAUCGAGUCAAAGACCAGGUUGUGGAGAUGCAGAGGCUGGAGGUGGAUAUCGACAUUAAGCUCCGUUCCUGCAAAGGAUCCUGCCAAGGCUACACCCAGUACCAGGUGGACCGGGAGAGCUACGUGACGCUGGAGAAACAGGUCAGCCAGCUGGACUCCCAGUCGGUUCAGAACAUCGAGUCGGUGGGGACGCUGUACGUGAUGAAGAGCAGGCCGCUGCAGGGCGUCAUCGUGGACAGCAUCUACAAGUCCAGCGGCACCACGACCGGAGAGCAGAAAGACAUGUUCCCCGAGGUGAGGGCGGUCCAGUUGGUCCUUGAACAGGAAGGCUCCAGCUCCUCCUCCCCGGCAACCAUCUCCAAGGUCCCAGGUACUUCCUUAUCGUCGUCUACAUCCUCAUCAUCUUCUUCCAUCUCCUCCGCUUCCUCCGCCUCCUCCUCCGGCACGUCCACUAAAUCCAUCACUGAAAUUGGAGGACGCGGCGACGGCGUCGAUUUCAUUGACACGGACUUCGGCCUGCCCAGCACGGGCCACGUUACCACCAAAACCGUCUCGUGCACCCGCAGCACCCGCAGGACCGUCGUCCACACCAAAACCGGCCCGGUGGAGAAGGUGGAGGAGGUGUUUGAGGGAGGCCCCGAGUGCUCGGCCAUGUCGGACCCCACCAAGGGAGGGAUGGGCGCCCUCUUCCCCAGCCUCAGCCACGCAUCCUCCUCUUCCUCGUCCUCUUCGUCCUCUUCUGUGACCAAGACCGUCCACACCGGUGGCACCAAGGGAAGCCUCUUGGAUACCAAAACCGACUUCGGGAAUCCAUUCGAUACGGGGUUCGACAUGGGCUUGUUUGACACGGGCGCCACAGAGGAUGACCUUCCUGAUAUCCACGCCCGGAGUGUGAAGAGUGUUGUUACCGAGCGCCGGGCCGAUUAUGUAGGAAAAGAUUGUGUCGAGGCCCACCGGAACCACCUGAAAGGGGAAACGAACGGCCUCUUUAAGAUCAAACCCGGCGGCGGCGACUCGGCACAGGUAGCGGAGGUUUACUGCCAGCAGGAGGGGCUAAUGGGCGGGUGGUUGUUAGCGCAGCAGAGAGAGAGCGGUGCGCUCGGCUUCAACCGCACCUGGGCCGAAUACCGCGACGGCUUCGGCUCGGUCGACGCGAACGGCAACGGGGAGUUCUGGCUGGGCAACCAGAACCUCCACCUGCUGACCAGUCAGGCGGAGAGCAUGCUGAAGGUGGAGCUGGAGGAUUGGGAAGGGGGCGUGGCCAGCGCCGAGUACACAGUCAGGGUAGGCGCGGAGACGGAGGGGUACCCGCUGCACGUGUCCGGGUACACCGGGGACGCCGGGGACGCGCUGGCGACGCCGGCGUCCGACGCGCCGUCUCACCCGUCCCACAACGGGAUGAAAUUCAGCACCUUUGACAAAGACAACGACGUCUGGGAGGAGAGUUGCGCGGAGAGGUACGGCGGCGGCUGGUGGUACAACAAAUGCCAGACGGCUAACUUGAACGGGGUUUAUUAUAAAGGCGCGUACGACCCGGAGAAAAACAAGCCGUACGAGAUUGAAAACGGAGUCGUGUGGGUGACGUAUAAACCGGCCAAUUACAGCCUGAAAACCGUUAGGAUGUUCAUCCGACCGGCUGCUUUUUAAUUGGACGAAAGACGCAGAACCAUUGAGGUUGGGGAUGAAGUCGAUAACACCAUAGCAUCUCGAAAUUUGCCGUGGCAAUACUGUAUCGAUACGCCGAGCUUCUAUUAGUUCAACGUAGAACGUGAGAAUUUUUUUUUAUUUUACAGCAUUCUCAUCAGCAUAUCUCAUUUCGGUUCCACUUGAUGUGUCUACUGAAAUGUUUACCCCUCUGUCGCUCCGAAAACGGACGUAAAAAUAUCACAUUUCUGUGUAGUCUACCGUUAGCUAGCUACCGUAAAUGUAGGCUACUUUUAAAAGGCCAUAUUUUCCCCUCUGGGCUCAGCAAACGGACGUAAAAGCCUUUAUUUGAUGUCAUUUUUCAGUUUUUCAAGAAUCGGUUUAGGAAUUGGAAUCGUUUUAAAUGUAUCGGUUCGGAAUCGUAAAAAUCCAAACGGUACCCAACUCUAAUCGUGACACAAGUAUCGUUUAUAAUACCGUAUCGUCUCGUGGCGCGCCCCCACCCCUGCAAAAUAUACACAUUCAUCCACUUUUAUGUGUUUAAACCCAAAGAAACAACAAGGCCCAAAGCAACAAGUCCUAGAGACGCAAGCGCACUCUGAGGCUGCAGGUAAAUAUUUGAGGCCAAAAACCAAAGUUGCUUUCAGACCUUCAGACUGUUCCGAUCGGUUUGUGAGUCAUUCUGACAUUUCCAAAUCAUUUCAAACAGUGUGUGUUUGAGUUGACUCUU